Molecule: messenger RNA, 4140 nt
Organism: Chrysoperla carnea
Lineage: Eukaryota; Metazoa; Arthropoda; Insecta; Neuroptera; Chrysopidae
Gene: Sdc
Product: syndecan
Exons: 4
Coding region: 52-759 (235 amino acids)
Biological process (GO): cell migration
Cellular component (GO): membrane; cell surface
Source: RefSeq, a predicted model, not a curated record
UAUUUUUUUUAUUUUGAGUGAACUUUUUUUUUUGAGUAUAAAUUUUUUGUGAUGUUGAAGCUUACGUACGUUUCGAUAGCAUGUACGCUAGUAAUCCUUUUCGGAUUUACUCACGCCGAAAUGGGAUCAGAUAGUGGGAUAGGAGCUGGUGCAUCAGCUUCUACAAAUCCAAACAGAAGAUCAACAUACGAUAAUUCAUCCCCAAAAGACGAUUCACUCAUUGACAUUGACGAAGAAGCAAUCGAAGGUAGUGGAGGGGGAAGUGAAUUACAAACAGAUCUCGAAUCAAGUGGUUCUGGUUUUGGACCGGAUGAUGAAGAUGAUGUAUCCGGAAGUUCGGAUAUCAAUCAUGAUCUAAAUAGUUCUGGUGAAAAGAAAUAUAACAUUCCAAAGAAGAUAGACAGAUUACCAGAUGAACGAAACAACAUCGAUAAGGGUGUAAAAAUUGAUAACGACUUAGAUCAUUUAGAUACCAAAGUAUCAACAGUUGAUGGUGAUUCAAAUCAAUUGAAUAAUGAUGUAUUCAUCAUGAACCCAAAAACGGAGGAUCGUGCUACAUCAUUCUUUGCACAGCCUGGCAUCCUUGCGGCUGUCAUUGGUGGUGCCGUAGUUGGACUAUUAUGCGCAAUAUUAGUGGUUAUGUUCAUCGUAUAUCGUAUGCGUAAAAAAGAUGAAGGAUCAUAUGCGUUAGAUGAACCAAAAAGAUCACCGACUGUAAAUUCAUAUGCGAAGAACUCAAAUCGAGAAUUCUAUGCUUGAAUUCAUCAACGUUCUUCGAACAAAUGCAACAUAAAUCCAAGCACAACAACAACAGUAAACAACAACAAAUUUCCAUAACAAAUUUUUUGCAAAAAAUUUAAACAAAAAAAAUGAAAAACUUUUUUAAACAAAACUAAAAAAAAAAAUUAACGAGAAAAUUUAAAAACUAACAUAAUCGACAGACGGUUCAAAAGGAAAAUAAUUGUAUCUCGUUACGUCUGAUCGACAAUAAAUAAUUCGUAAAAAAAUCAAAAAAAAAAAAAUAUUUAUAUAUAGAAUGGGAAAAAAAAUGAAUGCUUCUUCUAUUUUAACAAUUUAGUGGUUUUUUUUAUUUACAAAAAAAAAAAGUUACUAACAUUUUAUUAACUGUAAAACUACAUAGUUAUUAAUAUGCUAUAGACUGCAAAAAUUAUGAAAAAAUGGCAACUAUAAUCCUAAUAAAAAAAAUGAAAACAAAAAUAUUUUAGAGACUUGUAAGUACUUGUAUGUAACAAAUUAUGAACGUAAAAUGGCGUGAGUGUUUCAUCCAUUUUAUAUUUUAUUACUAAAUACAACACAUUUAUUUAAUAUUCCUAUAUUGCUAAUUAAAAUGGAGACGUCAUUUUUUUUACAUAAAAUGUGAUUCACAUCCAUAUGAAAUACGAUGACAUCAAAAUAUUUUUAUCAUGUUUAUUACAUCAGAUGACGUACGUAAGUGUGACCUCAUAGUUAAGUAUGAUAUUGAUGACGUAAAGUUUACAUAACCUAAAAUUUCUUACAUAAAUACCAAGUCAUUUUUGGUGAUAUCAUGAUAUUUUGUGAGGUAAAAUUAACUUCAUAUUUAUAACAUCAGAUGGCGUUACUAAAAGUGAAAUGUCAUACAUUUUAUGUAAGUAUGUCACUGAUGACGUCAAGUUUACAUAACAAGAAAUUCGACGUAAUAUUUGUGAUAUCAUUUUGACUUUAAAAUAUAAUUUUCAUAUUACUUAUGUUGAGGUCAAAUUAACUUCAUAUUUAUUAUAUCAGAUGGCGUUAGUAGUUAGUAGUAUGUAUGAAAUUGAUGACGUCAAGCUUACAUAAUAAGAAAUUCUUACAUAAAUACGGUGUAAUAUUUGUGAUAUCAUUUUAACUUUGAAAUAUAAUUUCCAUAUGUUAUAUAUUGAGGUCAAAUUAACGGCAAAUUUAUGACCACCUCAUUCAAUUUUACGUAAAAAUGAUGUAAUAUAUGUGAUAUCAUUUUGACAAGAAGUGUAAUUCAGUAUAAAUUUUACAUAAUUUCUUGGAUCUCCAUCCGUAAUUAGCAAUAUAGGAGUAUUAGAUAUAUGACUAAAUACAUUAAAAAAAAUCAAAAAAUCAGCUCGCUCUCUUUCCUUCUCUCUUCGUCGUAUCACACACAUUUUCAUCUAAAAAAAAAAACGCUGUUUUUUAUUAAAUAAUAUGUGCGCAUGUGCAUGCGCAUAUUAUAUCAAUGUGUUCACGCACAUUUUGUUAUAAACAUGUGUGCAGUACGAUUAAUAUAUAUAUAUAUAGUCACAUAUAUAUAUUUAUAAAUACAUAUUAAAUUGCCAUUGCGCACUAUCAGAUGAAGUCGUUUAUCAAAAAAAAAAAAUGUAUGAAAAAAAUAGUGCAGGUUUUUUGCAAUUUUUAUAAAAAAAAAAAGUUUAACAUAUGAAAAAAUGUUUCCAAUGAUGGAUUAAUCAAUUGUUUUGAAUAGUGCGAUUCCUUAGCUGGAAAUACGAUUCAUUCUGAAAGAAAACAUGAAAUUUCUAUGAAAAAUUUGUAUAUACUCUCAUUGUUGGGAGGAAAAAUCAGUUUUUAGAAAUUGUUCCUGAAAAAAUUUAUCAUUGUUAUAAAAAUUUUUGUAAACAAAAUAAAAUAUCAUGCAAAAACUAUUGGAGAUAUCGGAUGCGAAUUUCUUUGUUCAGGGAUCAUUUUAAGCUGUAUGUUCUAGACAAUAUUGACCAAAAGAAGUCGUCUAAUUAAAUUUACCAUUUCUGCAGUGCUGGUAGAUUGUGCGGAAAUAAUGUAAACUCGAUGCGUGUGUUAAGGAAAGUGGGAAUACUUUUUCUAUCGAUCAAAAGCAAAAGUGUAUUAUCAAAAGCAAUCUAAACCAAACCAAAUUUCUUAUCCGUCCUUCUGUAUGCAUUGGAAUCGUGGCAUGGCUAAUUUCCAAACAACAAAAAGUGUAUCGCUUUUAUCUAUUAACCACUGCCAAGGCCAUAUUUUUCAGCCUUUCUGGAUUUAUGUGUUCAAAGUAGUGAUCUGUACAAACGGGUUGAAUAUUACUGCAUUUCAGAGAUGAAACUAGAGAGUUGUUGGUCAUAUUAACCAUUUCAAUAGAAUGUAUUUUUUCGGUUGAGUAAAAUCAAUAAAAAUAAAGUGCUUCAUGAGAAAACAACAUCGUAUCCUGAACAAGGAAGUCAAAUCAAUUAGCUCGAUAUGAGUUGUAGGUAUGAUUUCACAUUUACGUUCCACACACCCAGCAAAAUAAAUACUCGAUAUCUGGAUUUAGAGACAGUAUUGUCCCUACGGAUACUUUUCUUUAAAAAAUUGCAGUUGAAGUUUCAUGUUUUCCUGGAAUUUUAAUAUAGGUCGAGGAAAAUGUUAAAAAAAUAAUCUGAGUCUCUUGAAUUGAAUUCUUAAGACCUAAUUUUUUAUCGAUAUCUCGGUAUAUAGGUUUGCUUUACCAUGGUAAAUUUUUUCCAAGCGUAUUUACCUUGAAACUUCAACACUCCGACCCAACAAAAUACGGACCCAACGUAAAUGAAAAAUCUCUAUGAUUAUAGACUACAGUAUAUCAUGUAUAGUCGUUGUUAAGCAAGAGCAGCUUGCAUUUGUUGACACCUACUACGUGAUUGAUUUUUGUGCAUAAAUAUUUCUAAUUUUGUGAUUUACUCACCAGCGCCGGCUCUACCCCAAUCAAAGUAGAGCGAGAUAGUCUUUCGAAGCCUUUUUCAAAAAAUUAACUUGUAUUUCAAUAAUCAAUACUUGAAAUAUGAAAUUGUUUUUCGCAUUUGGCAUUUUGGAGCCUCUUGCAACCUGAGGUCUGGAGCUUGCUCCACCCUCGACCCGGCGCUGUUAAUCACGCACAAAAAGCACACUUUUGUACGUUACCAAUCGAAAACAUACGCAACAAAGUUGUAUAUCAGUAUCAUUUUGAGUCAAAGUGUUUUACAAACGACCAAAUCAGGAACCAAUUGAGGAAAACUGAUUGAAAAUACACAAUCAAAGUUUCAUGUUUUCUUUCCGAUCAGAAUCGUUUAACUGACGUUUGUUUUUCCAGCUAGGGAACCGUCCUACAUACAUACCGUAUGUGUUUUUUAAGUCUCUUGAUUAUGAAUUUUUAUAAAGUAAUGUAUCCAAAAACCGCAAUUAAUUAAUUUGAUAUUCUCCCAUUUUAUG